AUGAUAGAAGGUAUAGUCUUGGGCCACAAGAUUUCACGCCAUGGAAUUGAGGAAGACAGAGCCAAGAUAUCGACAAUAGAAAAUUUACCUCCUCCAUUGUCUGUUAAAGGGGUUCGUAGUUUUUUGGGCCAUGCUGGAUUUUAUAGGAGGCUCAUAAAGGACUUUUCAAAAAUUUUGAAGCCUUUAUCUUCUCUACUUAUGAAUGGUGUGGUAUUUAACUUUUAUUCUGACUGUUUAAGGGCAUUUAACACAUUGAAGGAGAAAUUGGUAUCUACUCCGAUUGUAGUAUCACCAAAUUGGGAACUUCCUUUUGAAUUAAUGUGUGAUGCUAAUGAUUAUGCAGUAGGAGCGGAAUUACUUGCAAUUGUCUUUGCAUUCGACAAGUUCAAGCCAUAUUUAAUUGGUAAUAAGAUGCUAGUGCCUUUGGUAAGAAUUGUGAUCGUUGCCAAAGGACCAGGAAUAUCAAGAAGAGAUCAAAUACCAAUGAAUGGAAUUUUGGAAGUUGAGUUGUUUGAUGUGUGCGGCAUAGAUUUUAUGGGGCCUUUCCCAUCAUCCUAUAAUAAUAAGUACAUUUUGCUGGCAGUAGAAUAUAUUUCUAAAUGGGUGGAAGUUGCAGCAAGUUCUACUUGUGAUGGUAAGGAAGUAUUUAAAUUUCUUCAUAAAAAUAUUUUUACCCUGUUUGGUACUCCAAGAGAAAUUAUUAGUGACAGAGGUAGUCAUUUCUAUAAUAAAUCAUUCAUAGCUUUAUGUGCUCAUUAUGGAGUUCAUCAUCGGAAGGCCCUGUUUUAUCAUCCACUUGCUAAUGGUCAAGCUGAAGUGUCCAACAAGGAGAUUAAAAGUAUUUUAGAGAAAACUGUAAACACAUCAAUGACAGAUUGCUCAAAAAAGCUUGAUGAUUCAUUGUGGGGAUAUUGA
Molecule: messenger RNA, 915 nt
Organism: Humulus lupulus (European hop)
Lineage: Eukaryota; Viridiplantae; Streptophyta; Magnoliopsida; Rosales; Cannabaceae
Exons: 3
Coding region: 1-915 (304 amino acids)
Biological process (GO): DNA integration
Molecular function (GO): nucleic acid binding
Source: RefSeq, a predicted model, not a curated record